Molecule: messenger RNA, 303 nt
Organism: Oppiella nova
Lineage: Eukaryota; Metazoa; Arthropoda; Arachnida; Sarcoptiformes; Oppiidae
Source: the annotation of a GenBank genome assembly
UCUCCGAGCGCUCCGCCGACCAGAGAGACGGCCGGUAGGGGUCAGGCGAGCGGAUCGCCGGCCGUCCGCUUUAGUUCAGCGAACCCGACGUCUGUGACGCCAGCCUUGGAUGCGAUGCGGAAGAGAGCGCGAGCGCACCAGACGGCCGGCGGCAACGAUCUGCUACUCCUCAUGGACUCGGACCUGAGUAGUGAACGAUCCCGAGCUCUGCGCAGUGUUAGGGCUCACGUGAAUCGCACGGGAAAUGGAGACCGAAUUCAGGCCUACGGUUGGAGUAUUACAGGCGUCGGCGAGUCGGGCAAU